This is a messenger RNA of Vanderwaltozyma polyspora DSM 70294, 387 nucleotides long. RefSeq names its product DNA-directed RNA polymerase core subunit RPC19 (gene RPC19). Gene Ontology annotation, cellular component: RNA polymerase I complex; RNA polymerase III complex. Bases 1 to 387 code for a protein of 128 amino acids. The transcript has a single exon. Gene Ontology annotation, biological process: DNA-templated transcription. Gene Ontology annotation, molecular function: DNA binding; protein dimerization activity; DNA-directed RNA polymerase activity. The record is from RefSeq and is a predicted model, not a curated record. NCBI's taxonomy places the organism in Eukaryota, Fungi, Ascomycota, Saccharomycetes, Saccharomycetales, Saccharomycetaceae.
AUGAGCAGUGCUGAAAUGAAACCAAAUGAAGUUCAAGAAGAUACCGUUAUAGAGGAGGUUGAUGUUGAGAUGGAGAGUACUGUUGACGAAGAUAAGAUAAAGAUUUUACCACAAGCUACUUCUGAAGACGGUACAUGUGCUUCUUUCCAAAUAAUGGAUGAAGAUCAUACUUUGGGUAAUGCUUUACGUUAUAUUAUUAUGAAAAAUCCAGAAGUUGAAUUCUGCGGUUACUCAAUUCCACAUCCUUCUGAAAACUUAUUGAAUUUAAGAAUACAAACUUACGGUUCCACUACUGCGGUAGAAGCUUUACAAAAAGGUUUAGGUGACUUAAUGGAUAUGUGUGAUGUAGUAGAAGAAAAGUUCACACAACGCAUUAAAGAAUUAUAA